Hymenoscyphus albidus is the source of this 385-nucleotide messenger RNA. NCBI's taxonomy places the organism in Eukaryota, Fungi, Ascomycota, Leotiomycetes, Helotiales, Helotiaceae. The record is from the annotation of a GenBank genome assembly.
AUGCAAGACAAGAUUUCGCAGUUCCUUUUUACAGCUCACAAUCAGUAUAAGACAGCUGUCAAACCUCUUCUAUCAUCCGUCAAGUGGCUUGCUGAUGCCGUCAUCGAGAUCAAUGGGCUCUUUAUCGACUCGAAAGUUUAUCUGAGGAGUCAUUUAAUAAGUAUUGUUGCCAAUGAUUCGAAAGAUGGUCUUGUUAACAAUGUGAGAUACGAGAGCAUCAAAUCAACUUGGUCAUUCGGAUCGCUAAUUCCAAAAGGUAUUUGAUUCUUCUACCGGCGCGUUAGGUGUUCCGUUCGAAAACCAGUUACCAGAAAGUUUGAUUCAAACAGAGGAGCCCACUGGUCUUUUGAAGUAUCUCGAGCAAUUGAAAGAUGGUAAGCUCUGA